Prorocentrum cordatum is the source of this 5482-nucleotide messenger RNA. Lineage: Eukaryota; Dinophyceae; Prorocentrales; Prorocentraceae. The record is from the annotation of a GenBank genome assembly.
GUCGCUAAGGCAGACCCGGCCAGCACGUGCUUGGACACCGUGCCCUUGCUGGGGAAACUGGUCAGCUACUUCCUCCACCACAGUAAGUAUCCUGGAGGAACACAGCAGGGCGCCUCCGAGUGCGCCACCUUCCUGCUGGGGUGCUUGGACAACGCCCAGGACCUCCGCACGCGAGUGUUCGGCUCGGGAGCCGCCGAGGCCGUCGAGGACCAGAUCCUGUGCCAGGUGUCUCCCGACGCGCAGGUAGCUGCGGCGGCGGGCAAAGUCAAUGUUGCUGGUAUGCUGAUGGUAUCUUCGGCGCCUUCUCCUGCGUUGAUGCUGCGCGUUGAGAAUACUUACGAGUUCGGUGGCGUCCGCCACUCCGUCACUGCCAGGGCAGAUUGGGGCACCGCCGAAUUUGAGGUGACGGUGGCCGGCACUGAAGACACUGCUACGUAUCGCGUCGACUCGUUUGCGGCACACGAAGCAGAUGGAGACGUCUCCGCCGACCAGAUGAUGCAAUCUGGCCACUACUUCACCUUCUUGCACUUGGACAACGAAUGGUUCAAGUUGAACGACGGUAAGGUUUCCAAGCUGAGCGAGCCACCAGAGCAUUUCCCGUAUCUCGUCUUCUUGACGCGCGUCGACACACCGACGGGCAGGCGCCUGCGCGGCAAGCAGGCGCGGGCUGAUCCCCGCACUAUGCGGGACCUCUUGACCAGCAGGGUGGCGGAGGCCGCGUCGGUGGCGCUGCGCAGCCGGGACCAGAGCGGCCGGGCCCAGAGCGGCUGGGAGCAGGACCGAAUCGGCCGACAGCAGGGCCGAGACGAACGCGCGAGUGGCAAAGAAGCCCUACAGGCUGAUAAGGCACGUCUGCUCGCAGACGAGAACGUGAAGAAGAGGCGGGCAAGAUCCGGACAGGGGGAUAAUCGAGACCGCACCCGACUCGAUCACUUCGCUGAGUCCCAGGACCCGAUCCGCAGGUAUGAGCAUACUCGUGAGCUUCGACGCAAGGAACCUACGGAGAAGAUCAAGAUCUGGGACACGCGGGCGCGACACACUCAACCUGUGCCAUGUCAACUCUGCCAGGACACAGAGUUCAGCUGCAAGGGCGACUGGCUCGAGCACGUGAACAAGGAGCACGGGGGGGAACAGAGGUACCGCAAUGCCCUCUUCGCGCUCGAGUCGCUGUGCCCUCACAAGACCACCGGCCAGGAGAUGAGGCUCAUCAUCAGCAACUUCACGGAAUUCUACACUCGCGGAGCCAUGGGCUGGGAAGGGUUCUCGGAAGAGAUGACGGCGCAGGCCAACUCGGACGACGGAUUGCCUCGUGACCAGAGGUGGGACCCCAGGUGUAUAAAGGCGUGCGUCUUCUGCGCGCGACGCCAGUGGUCGGAAGACGUCCAGGAAGUGUACCUGGCCGGGCCGGAGUGUUUCAUGCAGGCUCCAGAGGCCGUGGCCGUGCUGCUCGACCCAGAGACGUACCGCGAGGCCUGGAACCUCAUCCCGAAGGAAGAGCUUCUCGCGUCCGCCGUGAACAUGAGGGUCGGAGACUCGCAGGGGCGCAGGCGCGUGCUCCUCCACAAGCGCCGAGUCAGUGAUGCGGAAGCCAGCGGGCACGAGAAAGUGAACGUCUGCCAGGAGUGUUUCGACAACUUCAGGAAGAAGACGCCCACGAUGUGCAAGUGCGCCCUGGCGAACCACGCGUGGAUUGGCCGCUGGCUCCCGCUGUUCCGAGACACGACGCUGGCGCACGAGAUGCUGUUCGCCCUGGCGCGGGUGGUUGCCACCAAGGUUGUGUUGCGGCCAGACCAGCGCUCCAAGGCUGAGACUGCCGGCUCUCAGACCGCGCGCUCCUGGGACUUCCUCUGCCACCAGUCUGGCUUCACGGGAUGCGCCGUGCUGUUCGGGAACGCCUCGUGCACCGAGGCCUUGACGCGGUUCCCAACCCCUGACCUGGGAAAGUCUUUUGCCGUCAGUUUCACGGGGCCGCCCUCCCAGGGCGACGAGGGCGCCGACGAGGCCCAGCGCAGGGGCCGCGCCCGCGUCAGCCGCAUCGCUCAGCUCCAGAUCGAGGAGUCUGUGUUCGACGCCCAGGCGGCCUACCUUCGGAAGACCAACGUCGUAUACGCCGAGACCACUUACGACGCCGACCUGGUGGCCCAGUGGUGCCCAGCGGGCGUUGAGAAACGGGUGCCGCCUCCGAUCUCGGACUCCGCUGUGGAGGUCCCCAUGGACACCGACGACCCGGGCGCGGUCCUGUCCAGCGGGCCCGGGGGCGCCACGGCGGCGGGGCACGCCGACAAGGUCGACGAGGACGUCGCGCUCGAGCGCCAGUCCAGAGUGGUGGCCGCCUUCCACCCCGAUGGCAUUCCUGGAGCCAAGGCUCACGAGAGCUGCAUGCAGAUCACGGCCCUGCAGCACCAGAUGGAAGAGCUCGACGCCGCCGCAGCGCGGUCGGUGGCGGCGGAAGCGGAGUCCAUCCUGGAGUCGCAGUUGGACGGCAACGACUCCUGCCUGCAGGACGAGGCCGGCCGAGAGCGCAUUCUUGAGCAGCGCGCCAAGGUUCGGAAGCUCGCGCAGAAAUCUACGAGCGAGCAGUCGCAACACAAAAUGCUCGCAGAGCUGCAAUGGCUUCUCAGUGGCGUCGAUUGUCAGGCUGCUCCGCCCGCGGCGCCGAGCACGUCGCAGCCUUCCGACGCCGCCGCCGCGUCCGCCUCGACCACUGUGCCUCACCUGCAGGUCGCGCGGGGCAGCAGGCCGUUUUCUCUGUUCAACUGGGAAGCCAUGACGCAGGCUCGACCCACUCUCUGGCACUAUGGAGACGGAGCCUUUGGCGAUCCGCAGCGAGCCUAUGCUCCGUACGUCCCGCUCCUUCCCGUGGAAUGGAUCACGUGCCCGCUCAUGCGCGAGGAGCUGGAGUACACUGUGGACGGAGAAGACGAACAAUACAAGGUGGACCCAGAUCUUCUGUCCAACCGGUUUGCCUGCGAUUGGCUCGUCCUUCACCUGCUCUCCUCCAUCAACUGGCUCACAGAACGCCACGCGUCGCUGUGCGCCUUCCUGACGAGCGGCGGCAUGAAGUUCGCCGAGCAGCUCCUGAAGUUGACGUCGGAAGAAAUCGCCGCCGCCGCUCGUUUGCAGCACGCGCGGGGCGGCCGUAUUCAUGGGCUGCGCAACUUGGCAGCCGACCAGGAGUUCCCUCACAACCUCUCGGUGGCCCUGAAUGCCUUGCAGAUGGGCCAUGCCGACGUCAUGGGCACGGACGGACACCGCCGACUGUGCCGGUACGAGGGGUAUGCCUACAUGACCUUGUUCGGCGAGCCUGUGGUGUUCUGCACUCCCAACCUCGCGGACACGAAGCAGCCGCUGCUCCUCGUCGUCCAGGGGGAAGAGAUUCGUCUGGAGGACAAUUUUAUCUCGGGCAACGAGACCCUGCCGAAGUACCGGGACAUGAUGAAGAGGCUUGCCGCAGACACAGUGGGUCAGACUCUCGUGUUCGACAAGAUGAUGAAGCUGUUCUUCAUACACGUACUGGGAGUACGACCAGAACUCUUGGGAAUUCGGCGUCGCGCGCGGCCCUCUGCCGAUCAGUGCACGGGCGGCGUCGCGGCCUCUUCUUUCGGGCUGGGUAUCUUCGGCCCCGUGCUUGCUUUCCGCGGGGAGAUCGAAGCACAGGGCAGGGGCUCUCUACAUCCGCACAUCCUGGUGUGGUUACUUGGCAUAAAACCAGCGGACGUAUUGCGAAUGCUGCAGCGAGACCCUGGUUCCCUGCAGACCCGCCUGGCGACCUGGAUGAAGCAGUGCGUGUCGUCCAUGCAGUCCACUUGCCAGAGCUCAGUGAUGAGAGCGCCCCAGAGGUUUGGCCACCUCGACCAGGUCGCGGAACCGCUCCCGUUUUCCAGGACAGAGCGAAGUUUGGCCAGGUACGACGGUGGCAGCGAGAUCGACGUCAUGCGCGACGAUCUUCAACGAGACAGAGUGGAACCAACGGAGGAGCAGAGUCGUCUCUUCGAGGACGCGGCCGAAAAGGCAGCGUGGAGCAGACCUGACUUGCCCCUCAAAACCAAGUCGGUCACGCAGUCGAGCGCGGCAGGGGACGGCAAGCCGAAGCCCGGAUCCACGUGCUCGAAGGUUGUCCCCGAGUUUGCCGUAUUCAGGUGUCCGGACCAUCGCAGGCGCGGUGCGCUUCAUCGCCGCGGUGAUCUCAGUGCCGGCGAGCAGAGCCCGCACUCGUGGGAGCAGGCUUUCACGGAGGACGCGAGGUCCUUGGCUGAGGAGAUCCUGGUGCACGUGUGCGGGGAGAGCUGCUUCAAGUACAGCGGCAGGCUGCUUUUGUUCCAGGAGCACCCUUCCGAGUGCCUCAUCAACUACGCCGGGCUGGAUUGCGUGCGAUGCAACCUGGACGUGCAGGAACUCCCGCACCUUGGCGACCAGCCAACUUUCGGGUACAUGAACAACUACGAGUGGGUAGAGAAUGACUACUUGCCGAGACGUUCCCUCGAGAAGGGCAAUCUCCCCGCCGAGCCUCACGCAUUCACGGAGGAGUUUACUCCCGAUGAGUGGAGAGCCAUACUCCUGGAGUGCAUGCGGUCGGACGAUGCAACAGUCGCCCAGAACAAUGAGCUCGCGACAGUCAUGGAGCGAGAAUCCACGGCCGCGAUGUGCGACGGCAUCAACACGGGCUUCUACAUCAAUGCGUACACCACCAAGCAGCUGCCGGACAUGCAGGGGACCCUCGAGGAGCUGCGCAAGGGGAUCGAGCGUCUGGAGCUGAGGCGGGAGGAAAUGCAGGAGGCCACCAAGAAGACGCAGAGCCGCGAUGCAGAGGGGAGCGCUGUUUCCGAAGCUCCCGGGCGGGGCCCCAACAAGUUUGGGCAAGUCCUGCAGACUCUGAACCUUAUGUCGUCUGCCUUCAAGCGGUGCCAUCAUAGGGGCAUGAGCGAGAUACUGAUGCCAAUCAUGUUCAACACCAUGACGUACUUCUCCCAUCGUUGCUGGAAGGUGUUCAUCAAGAGGGCCGUCUUUCUCGCUGCGCAGACGUGGCGGAACAAGUUCGGCCAGGCCGUGCGACACAAACGCAUCAAGGACGGCGGCGGAGUUGGUCUGAGGUAUCUCACCAAGGACAAGCAGUCUUAUCCGCUCGUGGGAUGGGAGCGCGUGCGUCUGGACGGCGGCGCGGAGCUCUACCGGCACCCAGAUGGCACCGAGCUCGGGAACCUCCAGUCUGCCUACGACUACGACGUGGCCGUGAAGAGCCCGAACUCGUCGGGGUCUUACAAGGACGAGCGCAAAGUAGCGCUGACUGCGCUGCAGCGCUUCUUGAACGAGGCAGAGGCGGAGACGACGGAGGAGAAGGGCAGGGAGGGGGCCAGGCGCACGCGCACUACUACGCCCGUCGACGACUGGUUGCAUCGCGGGAACCACGCAGUCCUGAAAGACAUGCCGUUGUACAUCUACGCCAUAUGGGUCUACUCGGCCGAGAAGCCACCUCCUUGCCAAG